UCUUCUCGCUCGAGCAUCGGUUGGAAGUAAGAAUCGAGAGGAAAAAGUUACAUGUGAAGGCAAACAGGCUGUGCUAAAACAAUAUGGCAGGUUGGAUAAAUCUUCCUUUGAAACGGUCCGAUGGUGUUGAUUUUAAAAAGCCGCUGGAGAAGUUUAUCAAGAACACUUUUUCCGCUGAAGCUGUGUCAGAAAAUGAAGACGCCAUUUCUGAACUGGCGAAGUUAAGAAAUACUGCUGUGAUGCAGACCUUAGACAAACAUGAAUCUGCAUUAGAGCCUAUGUUAAGAACAGCAAUAUCAAGUGUCCAGUAUGAAAGACUGUGUUUAUUGUUUAACAUCGGAGUUUUACAAGGACAGAUAGCUGCAGCUCAAAAUUUUCAGACAGAUGAUGGGUUGAAAACUGCGGCAAAAAUGUUUCAGUCUGCCAGUGGUGCUUUCCAGCUUCUAAAGGAUAAAGUAUUUCCCCUGUUGCAUCAGGUACCAACACCUGACUUAUCUGUGGAGAUGCUGACAGCACUGUCAGCUAUAAUGUUGGCUCAAGGGCAAGAAAGCAUCUGGAAUAAAACAGAACAAGAUAAAAUGAAGGAUGCUGUGAUUGCCAAGGUUGCUGCCCAAGCAGCAGACUUCUAUAAGAGUGCAUACAGUUCUUCACAAGUGACAUCACUUAAACAAGUGUUGGAGAAGGAGUGGAUUACUAUUCUUUCAGCCAAAUCAGACUUCUUCAAAGCGAUAGCAGAAUAUCAUCAGGCUCGUGUGGCCAAGGAUAAAGGAGCUUAUGGCGAGGGUGUGACCAGGUUUAAGCAAGCCGAGCAGCUGAUGGCCAACGCUGUAAAACAAAGCAUGGGACUGAUUGACUGCAAGACGUGGCAGGGAAGAAUUCAGCGAGAGGCGGCAGAGCUUAAAAAAGACAAUGAAUUUAUUUAUCAUGACAAAAUGCCAGAUGUAGACUCGCUGGCGCCUAUUGGCCGCGCAGCUCUCGCCAAGUCUCUGCCGCUAUCCAAACCGGCAUCAUCUAAUUUUGUAGACCUGUUCUCCAAGUUGGUGCCCAUGGCGGUCCACAAUGCCUUGCAGGCGUACGAAUCCCGCAAAGUAGAAAUAAUUAACUUUGAAGUUGGCCGACUUCGCGAAGGAACCCAGUUGAUGAACAGUGUACUUGCGUCGCUGAACUUGCCGGCGGCCAUUGAAGAUUUGUCGGGACAGACGAUUCCCAAGUCACUGUUGGACAAAUCUGCGGCAGUGAAUGAGAAAGGGGGACUGAAUGCUAUCGAUGUAUUAAUGCAGGAGUUACCAGAAUUACUUCAGAGAAAUAGAGAAGUACUUGACGAGGCAACUCGGAUGAUGGACGAAGAGGAACGUCAAGACACACAGAUGAGAGAGCGAUUCACAGCCAAAUGGACGCCCAAACCAUCGGCUGAACUCACUGUCCAGCUCAGACAGGAAGCUGAUAAAUAUCGCGGCAUCAUGGAAAAUGCCGUGCGAGCUGAUGCUGUUGUGCGUGAGAAAUACAACGCGCACCGUCGCAACAUGGAUCUGCUUAGUAAGGGAGAGGCAGAGUUGACAGCGGCGAUUCCUAAAGUGGGAGCUGCUUCGUCGUCAUCAGCGUCCAGCCCUGCUGUCCAGGAACUUAGAAAACUGAUGGAACAGGUGGACACCAUCAAAGCUGAAAGAGAUGCCAUGGAGCAGGACUUGAAAGUGCAACAGGACGAUAUGGCCGUGAAGUUUCUCAGUGCCCUUGCCGCCGAUGGCACUAUCCCGGAUGUAGAGGGAAUUAUCAGCUCUAACCUGAGCGCAGGGUUUGACACGCUGAAGGAAAAUGUCUCUGAAAGCAUGUCGAGACAGGAGAAGAUUCUUGCUUCGGUUCAGACUGCAAAUGAGAAAUUUGUCAGAGAAAAACAGUCUGGACAGGCAGCAACUGAACGUGAAGCCAUGCUGAAAGAUCUGGCGACAGCUUAUGAUAUUUACAUGGAGCUCAUUGGCAAUCUACAGGAAGGGACUAAGUUCUACAAUGAUUUCACUCCGAUCCUGUUGCGUUACCAGCAAAAGGUUAGCGAUCUCGUUUUCGCCCGGAAAACGGAGCGUGAGGAGUUGUCCAGAGAUCUCCAGAAGACAAUAGCGAACCAACCCGCAGAACCAACUCCUCAAGCGCCGCCACACCAUCAACCUUCAGGUGCUCGAGUUCCUCCUGGUCGCCCCCCUCCUCCGUCUACUCAGCCACAGCAGCAGCCAAGACCGAUGGCCCCUCCAACCUCAGCUCCACCAGCUGCUACCCCAGGGGCACCCCCGACGGCUCCUCCCUCUGGAGCUCCCCAACCGUACCCUGGUCAACAGUACCAACCGAUGCCUCCCCCUGGAUACAUGCCUUAUCAGUAUGGCAGUUAUUCACCUCCAGGAGGAAUCGGCGGAAUACCCGGAGGGUAUCCGGGAUACGCGCCCCCACUACCCCCCGGUUAUUAUUACGGUGGUCCAUAUGGAAUGCCUCAAGGCUACCCCCCUCAGGGGCAGCAACCUCCACCCGGGCAACAACCUCCCCCUGGGGGUUAUCCACCUCGUUAGUUCGCGUGAGGUGUUUUAGGUAGGGGACUAGGCAAUAAAACUGCCAAUAGAGUAUAGGUGUAAUUUCCGAUUUAUAUUUGAGCAUUAGCCAUGGACGUGAAAAUGUCUAAAACCUAAAACAAGCUGCAUACUUGAACUCCAAGAUAUAGCUAUAAAUUUAACACGACCAGCAGUCCACAUAGCGCAGCCAUUAUUCAUUUUCCUUGGUCCUCUGCACUUUGCAUGAUAUUUGAUUAUAGCGGUAAGUCCGCAAAAGAAACGACAUCCAAUUUCAAACGAUGAUUGUUGUGUGCAUCGUUAAACUGGCGAAAAGAAAUGGAGAUGGGUAGCAAUAGAAAUUUGUGAUUAUGUACUAUUAGUUCUACCUCAGUUGCUCAAAACCUCGCGCAGACAGACACUUAGCCAUGUUAUAUUUGACAAACACGUCCUACCAAUAUUCGUAAUAUUGGCAGGACGUGUUUGUCAAAUAAUGAACGUUAUAGCUAGCCACUAUUAUGGAAUGAAGAUUGCAACAGCUUUAAAAUUUCGCGAUUUUAGACUUUUGGCGACACUUUUUGCGAAUUUGGCGAAUCUUUAGUCUGAUAUGCGAAACAUUCAGUGACAUCAAAUUUUCGCGGCUAAAAAAUAAACGAAAAACGAGAAAAUUAGAGUUUGCGACAAUUCUUUUUGAUAAGGUAGCUAUUUUCAAUGUUUAUCGAAACUAAUUCAUGUUCAUGAUUAACCCCCACAUUCUCCCUGCUGUUUUGAUACAUUUAGUCUGAUCAAUAGUCGGGAGAAUUUAGAUUCAAGUCAAAACGGUUGACUUGAGAUGAUCAACCCUUGUCCUCUGAUUUAUUUGAUCUUGAACUUGAUCACUAAUAGGUUUUGUUAAUAGAGCGGUUUUCAAUUGAGUGUCGUAAAACCAAAACCAAAUUAAUUACUGUAGCCAAUCACAAAGGACGGAUA
Molecule: messenger RNA, 3497 nt
Organism: Orbicella faveolata
Lineage: Eukaryota; Metazoa; Cnidaria; Anthozoa; Scleractinia; Merulinidae
Product: programmed cell death 6-interacting protein-like
Biological process (GO): mitotic cytokinesis
Cellular component (GO): endosome
Molecular function (GO): protein binding
Source: RefSeq, a predicted model, not a curated record